AUUCGUUUCUGUUUGCGCUCUCUAAUGCGAUUUUUUACAUGAAUAGUAUUUUUGCCAGGGACGAAUGAAAUUUCGGAUUCGGUUAGUGAUGGAUCUCCAAUUAAUUAAUGGCUUGUAAUUCCAUUCGCCAAAAGAUAAAAUGAAAAAAUUUAUUUACAAAUUCGAAUCAAUGACUCUGACAUCAAUUUAAAGUGAUUAUAUGUUUAAUUAGGGAGUAAAAAACGAUCCAAUUUAGACGCCUAUAAAAUACGAUCCUUCAAGAAUGAUCUACCUUAGAAAUAAAUUACGAAGUCAAGGCCUAUUUGCCUCGAGAACAAUCUUUCUGAAUUUCGUCAAGGACUACAGAAUCCCAAUUUGUUUCUCCCACUUCUGUCAAUACGAAUUCAAUUAUUCAUUAUUUAUUUCUCGAAUAUUCGAUGACGUAUGCCUCAUAUUUUCAGGGGUUUUCAAAUGGCUUUCUAAAAACAGCGAAUUCUUUGAUGCUGAGUAACGGGGCACAACUAACUGGGUUCCACAAGAAUCGAUUCUCAGUGGUUGUUGUAACAGUUAAUCAUUGUCAAUUAUCUAUACAUAAAUAUUUCUAGUAGCAUGAUAAAUCCGUGAGAAAGGAAAAAACAGGGAAUUGUAGAAAACCGGAAAUUGAGGGUAUUCCGUAAUGAGAGUGGCUUAUCUGAUUCACUCAUCGAUGAUCCCUAAAGCCUCGAAACAAUGCUGACUUCAGGAAAAUGCGAGUCUCAAUGGGAGACAAACACGACAAUGAAAUAUUGAUCACUGUUAAAGCCAGGGAACGAACGAUCCUUCGAAACGUAUGAUCCAGUCGAAGGAAUACUUCGAAACUGUGCAGAGUCCUUCCUUCAUCUGUAUGGCAAAAAAAAUCAAAGUCUCAAAAAAAAAUUUUGGCACAGAAUUUCGUUAAAAUUCACUCCCACACGGUGAAACAUCAUGUCCAAGAUCCUCGUGUGUUUGACUCUCACUUUUACUUUCGUUGCCUGUGAUAAAGAUCUCAUGUUAGUCAAGGAUGACCAACUGACGUGGAUAUCGGAAGAAAAUUUCAUCACUUUGACGAAAAUCUCAUUCAGCGAUUCAAUAUGCACAAAUACUUAUUUCUCAGGUACUUCUCCGACAGUUGAACAUUUGUUGGGCAUAUUUUUAAGGAGUUAUCCUUUCGAGACGCUGAUAAACCGGAGAGAGUACGCUUGCACCGGUUACUUGAUGCUUCUAAGCGAUACGACGAACGUUACCAAGGUCAUGGAGAGCGUCCCAGUCCAAAUCUCAGACACCCAAAUAGUCUUCGUUAUCGACGACAAAGUUGAAGGUUCAACGGAACUCUUCAACGUGUCGAUGUACGAGCACGCGAACGUGAAUGUCGCGGCAAAAGAUGGCCUAUGGAUCCUUUCAGAAAAUCAUUUGGUCCCGAGGAUUUUCAAAAAAGUACCGACAUACGAGGGUUUCAAACGUAAGCAGGAAGUUUUAAAUUUCCAAGGCCGUCUGUUGCAAGUGGCAACCGAUUACAAUAAACCAUUGAGCUAUCUCAACACAACGACCAUAAGGACCGUGAAUGGUCAGAAGAAAGAGAUUUUUGUAGGCAAAAAAGGUGACCCGGAGUUUGAUGGAAUAGAAAUUAAAUUAUUUCAGAUGAUCGCAGAGCGACUGAAUUUCACGUACGCCAUAAGGAACCGCAACAGUCCAUACCGAUACGGAAGACAAAAUGCAACUGGAUGGUACGGUGGUAUUUUGGGCCAACUAAUUCAGAAGGAAGUGGACAUUGCAUUCAGCGGAAUUUGGCUCAAGCUGCCACAAUACGAGUUCACGAAUCUUACCAUCCCAUGGACCCAAGUCGACGUGCGAUUUUUAGUACCGAGGCCAAAAACUUACACCAGUUUCUGGGCCCUCACCAGACCACUUUCACCGGAAGUUUGGCUAGUUCUUUUCAUAAUGAUAUUGACCAUGACCGUAUACGUUUAUAUGAGAUCUUGGAUCAAUCCAAGAGUACACAAAAGAUAUCGAUCUUUCGCUUUCACGUGGUCAGUAUUAAUGGCACAAAUGCUCGGUUUGUCCGUCGUCCCAAAAUGGCAAGGUUUCAGACUGCAAUUUCAACUAUGGAACAUGAUCGGUGUCCACAUUGUUACUGCGUACUCGAGCAGCCUGGCUGCCAGGCUAUCAAGUUUGAAUUACGAGCCUCGCAUUGACACUACUCAACAAUUCAUCGAGUCGAACUUGACGUGGGGCAGAGAAGGUGAUCUCCCAACUUACAUCGGUUCACUGAAGCCCCAGAAUAAAUGGAACGCCCAACUCAACAGGCACUUUCGAAUCGAAAAUAACGAAGAAGAUCGACACAACAAAAUUUUGGGAGGAAAGUACGCAAUCCUUGGACGCGUCAUAAAUUUGAUCUUCUUCCCAGAAAGUGAGAUCAGAGACAAAGAUUUGGAAGCUUAUCGAGUGAUGGCGGAAUCCAUGGGCAGUUAUUACGUCUCUUUUGCCGUCCAGCCCUGGCUUCUGGCGCCCUGCAACCAGGUCCUGAGCAGGCUUCGAGAAAACGGUUUCAUCGAUUACCACAUUCGAGACGUCAUUGCCAGACGUACUGGAGCUGUUUACCGCGAGGUCUUCCUCGAACACGAUGUCCUGGGGCCCGGACUCCGAGUCCUGGGGCUCAAACCACUCGCCGCUGCGUUUACUGUCCUCGCCAUCGGACUCUUCAUUUCUACGAUUGUCUUUUAUUUCGAGAUUAAGUCAGUCGAUAAGCAAAAAUUGAGGAUCAAUAAGCUGAUCGUUACUGAAAAACGAAGGACUCCUGUGAGCCCAAGGACUGCAUUCGUAAUGACAAAAUUGCCUGAAUUUCAAAAAUUCAAACAAUUGGAGGACCAUCGUUAGACUCGUUGUGCUCACGAAAACUGUUACGUGAGAAUGAGUUAUCAAGAACAAGUAUUUCGGGGAUUGAAACCAAAAUGAGUAAAAUCCAACUUCAUACUUAUAAAACAAGUUAACAAAAAGCUUCGUUUCAAAAUAAAAUUACAAAGUCGAGGCUUAUUUGCUUCUUUUAGAAUUUCGUCAAAGACUUCGGAAUUUCAGACCGUCACGCCUUUUAAUUGUUCGGUUUAUUUUACUAACUCCCAAAUACGAGCUCAAUUAUUAAUUAUUUAUUCCUCGAACAUUCUACUGUGUUUUGCUUGAUAUUUGAAGUGACUUUCGAAUGGCUUUCUAAGAACAGCGAAUUCUUGCUAUUUUUCAAAUAAAAAAUUCUAAUUAUGAAUUUAA
Molecule: messenger RNA, 3255 nt
Organism: Venturia canescens
Lineage: Eukaryota; Metazoa; Arthropoda; Insecta; Hymenoptera; Ichneumonidae
Exons: 11
Coding region: 943-2871 (642 amino acids)
Cellular component (GO): membrane
Molecular function (GO): ligand-gated monoatomic ion channel activity
Source: RefSeq, a predicted model, not a curated record